Zophobas morio is the source of this 772-nucleotide messenger RNA. RefSeq lists its product as uncharacterized. Lineage: Eukaryota; Metazoa; Arthropoda; Insecta; Coleoptera; Tenebrionidae. The coding region runs from base 64 to 732 and encodes 222 amino acids. The transcript is spliced from 2 exons. The record is from RefSeq and is a predicted model, not a curated record.
UCGCUGAGUACCCACUCACACUCCUCAUAAAUACCUCACUUCACCUACUCAUCGCGUUCCAAAAUGUUGAAAUCGCUUCUAGCAUACGCACUCCUCGCUUGCCUCUUCCAGGGCUACCUCCUCCUCGAUCGUAAUGAAAUCGUCGCCGAGUACCAACCCUUCUUAGACAACAAAACCAUCGACUUCACCGAUGCUUAUAACCUCUCCGCCAAAGAAUACAGCCUCAUCAUAGCCCAAAUCAAAAACAACACAUGGACGGCCGUCGCCACCAUGACCUCCCAAAUCGCAACCAUCAAAGCAACCAUCGUCCAGGCCCAGAACAUCUCUGAAAAUAAUACAGCGGCCUUGAAUUGUCUCACCAGGCAACAAACCGCCGCCAAUGAUCUCACCCCCGUUCCUAUCAAUUCCACGUGUUGGGUGGGGGUUACUUACCCGGAUUUCGCUGCCGCUAGGGACGCGAUAGGGACUCUGGCGGGAAUACCGGCUAUCACUAUAAGCGCCUGUACCACCUUGAACCCGCUACCCAACCAAGACGAGCUGUUUUUGAAUUGUAUCACCGACAAGAUUUUAGAUCUGGAUGAGCAGUUCGAGCAACUGGAGAGCAAUUUUACCGAGGUUAGGACGGACACCAUCAACACGAGUGUGGAGUGCAUAUCGGACCAAAGCGCUUUGAUCACGUCGAAGAUCGUGGAAAUUAACUUCCAAGUCACUCUGUGCUUGUCUCUGAACUAGCAUGUAGCUAUAGGUGUAAAAAUAAAAAAUGUUUCCUAAA